Molecule: messenger RNA, 2673 nt
Organism: Lithohypha guttulata
Lineage: Eukaryota; Fungi; Ascomycota; Eurotiomycetes; Chaetothyriales; Trichomeriaceae
Exons: 1
Coding region: 1-2673 (890 amino acids)
Source: RefSeq, a predicted model, not a curated record
AUGAAGUUCCACAAGCUCGUGCCAGUAUUAUGCCUGGUGACUGUCUCAUCAGCACAAGCCGAUUUUUUCAGCUCCUUACUAUCCGACGCACAAUCCAUAUAUACUGCCGUUACCUCGAUAUUGGCUCCUACAACAGCUUCCACGACAACAUCUACAAGGGCGACAUCAACUUCGAGUAGCAGCACUUCCACCUCCUCAACUUCCUCCACCUCAUCGAGCAGCACCACCUCUGUUAGCAAUGCUUCAAUCACGCCUACACCAACCACAACUCCGUCUCUUACAUCUGCGUCUACUUCGGUGGCAGCUGCGUCACAGUCAAGCUCUGCAAGCACUUCUGGGGGUGGCGGCGUAGAUACGCUUCCUAUCGUUCUGGGUUGCACGCUUGGAGCUCUUGCGCUUGCCGCUCUUUUGGCUCUGCUCUUCCUUUGCCAUCGACGUAAGAGACGUUCUGCUAAAUCGGCCAAGCACCGACCACUCUCACCAGACGAUGAUGAGAUCAAUUCAUGGAGACAUACGAGACCGUACGUCCGGUCAGAAAAGUCUCCUCUAGGACACACCGUGCCUAUCGCAGGCACAGCUGCUACAGCUCCGUUGAUGUCCGAGCGAAGCACUUUAUAUCCUGAUCACCAUCAUCAGAAUCCUUUUGUUCCAGUGCCACCACCAGCAAGAAGAACUCACUCUCGUGCCGGUCUACAAGACGUCACUGAAUACUCUGCUCACCCAUAUUCUCCUGAUCACUUCCCACCCCACAGCAGGCCGAUGUUUGAACCAGCACAACACGAUCGGGAUAACCAUCAUGCCAUGGCAGCUGGUCUGGGAGGGGCAACACUAGGAGGUCUAGCUGCUCACGCACGUGACAGACAUGUGAGAAAACGAUCAAGCAGCAGAGGACGACACACCGAUGACAAUCCGCGAUAUAGCGAGGCCGAACACAACACUCUACCCGAGGCUGCCACAGUGGACAGAAGGUCAGGAAGUGUUAGCAGAGCUAACGCGAAAGAGCCUUGGCCAUUUAUGGAUGCAUCACGAACGAGUAUGGACGGUUCGACAUCUCGCAGUCGGAGUCUCAGUGUCAACCACGAGCAUUAUAUGACACCUGAUCAACACCCUGUUGAGUCCAUGCCUUCUUCAUCUGGCUUUUUCAAUGGCGCAGCCGCUGGGGGUUCUACGGGGCUGCUUGCUCCAAGAAGGACAGGAGGUCGAAGCCCACAACGAAAAGGUAUAUUGAAGAAUACGACUUCACAAUUUUCUACUUCGUCCUCCUCGUCUAACGAUCGCACGUAUUCGACACAUUCAACGGUAAGCCCUGAAACUGAAAUGGCAGAUUCAGGUCCACAUGAGCUGGAAAGUGCGAUUAUCCCACCAUUGCCGGUACAACGUGAAAGACGAGACAGCGCUCUGGGUACUGCUGCUCCUAUGGGUGCAGCUGCAGCUCACUCGAAGUUUUCAAAAAGUGGCAGUGAGAGUCCUAGAUUAUCCAUGGUACCACCACCCAUUCAUACAUCGGAGCCGAGCUAUGACCCUCCUCAUGUUCCAAGCCGAAGUCCUAAACGUCACAGUCUGGAUCAUCGUGCUCGCUAUUCAUCUGCAAAUGAAGGUACUGUUGAACUUCCUGCACACUUCAACAGAGAAGCGACAGUUUCGCCUCCACUCGAACCAUCAGCCGCCGAGCAUGAUCUGACUUCGCCAGUGUCUCCGAUCAAUACUUCACAGCCAGGAUCAUGGUCAAGAGCACAGGCCGAACAAUUAGGCCUUGACCCUAACGGUGUAGCAGCCAAAACAGCAAGCCAGGAGAGCACGGCAGCUGGCUCAAUAUCGCCAGAAGAUAAGUCGGACGAUCCUAGUAAUCAAUCUUCGGGUCUCGUUUCAGCCAUACAGAAGAUCUUCAGCUCUUCGAACAGCGCCUGGAACGACCAGGAGGACACGACGAGUCAAAUGCUGAUCCGUCCCGACAACAACUACCACGAUGAUGUGGAUCGUCGAUAUCGCAGUGUACCUCAGCGCAAGCCAGCACCAAGCAGAUCAUCCGUACAAUCCCACAGCCAAUAUGGUGAAGUUAACCAGGCGAACGUGGAUACGAUACCAGGUGCAUGGAUGGAAGAAACAGCACCUCUGCAGCAAGCCCGACAUCGUCCCAGUGGCGAUUCCGCUCGUUCGCAACCGCCACAGUAUCGAUCACGAGACAAUAGUCUAGGCCAAACCAGCAUCAACGACUUUGCACCUACAGUCCCAACAAACAUAUCCUCAAACUCAACUCGCCCACGAGCACGAUCCCGUCCCGGCUACGGCAUAGGCUCCGGCGACCCAUUCGACCUCGCUCGCGUCCGAACAGACUCAUCCAUGACCGGUCUCUCUCUCGCAAACUGCCACGAACCUGGCACCGACGCCUCUCCACGACCACACUCCUACCGUAUCUCAACCGCCUCAAAUCCGUAUACCCACCAGGAACCAACACUUGCAGAUCUCAGACGACAAGUCAUGGCAGAAGACCGUGAGCGCGCACGACAAUCUUGGAGGAAGUCGCAGUCUAGAGAGCGGAAGGAUAGUGUUGGAAGAUAUGGUAACGAUCAGGAGUUUUUUGAUCUUGUGGAUCAGACGACGGGGAGUGGGAGGUUUUAUGCUGAGAGUGCUGGUGGCCAGAGAGGUGUUGCUCCUGUUGGGUGGGCUGUUUGA